AUACCCCUUUUUUUGUUCGGAUAAUUUUAGAUGCUUCCCAGGGUCUCUUCAAGUUUUCGUCUGUUGCUCGUCUGGGUGGUUUUGCUCACCUGCAUGUCAAUCACCGAGACCCUUGCGCACACGAACGCGUGAAUACGGCGCGUUCUCGAUUGAAACGAAGGCAUCACAACAUCAUCCUCGCCCCGGACCCAACAUGCAGAAAAAGUGCACCCGUCCAGGAUGUGGAAAGAGCUACAAAGAAACAGAGAAUGAGGAGGGAAGCUGCGUUUAUCAUGCGGCAAUGCCCAUUUUUCACGACGGCGUCAAAAGGUGGCCAUGCUGUGAUGCAGAGGCCUGGGACUGGACAGACUUCAUGGCCAUUAAAGGCUGUUCCUUCGGCAAGCAUACAGAUGUGAAACCUACCAGCCCCCCCCCGACAGCUGCUGCCACACCUGCGCCGACACAGCCUGCGGUGGUGAAAGACAUCGAAGAAUUCAACAAGCGGCAAAAGGAGGAAGAAGAGGCGAAGAAACGCCAGAAGGAAGCAGAAGCCGCAAAGCCUCAAACUCCUUUGGUGACUCCGGAGGGGAAUUACAAGUGCAGCAACAAGGGCUGCAACAAAGAAUAUUCGCCGAACGACAAUUCACCAACGGCAUGCAAAUUUCACCCAGGACAACCAGUUUUCCGGGAUUGCAUGAAGUCGUGGACGUGCUGUCAAGCGAAAAGUUACGACUGGGAUGAGUUCAUGAAAAUCGAACCCUGUCAGACAGGACCGCACGUCCCGAAAAUGUUUUGCCAGUCUUAGAGCCUAUAUUGACCGGGACACGUUCCAGAAGUAAGGGGCUCUUUUACGCUACGCCAACAGUAGAAGACGACACGAGCGAUCGAGAAGUGGUAUGAUUCCAUCGACGAAUAUUCAUAUCUCCACCUCUGUACAUUUCUAUUCAUGUGCGUUUUGAGCUACAAUUGUAAUUGUGUCAAGGAACACGCGUGCAGGUCCGUGCUUCUGUAGUGGAAGUGGGCUGAUCUGCUGAGGUACAGUGCCCGUGAAGAGACCAACGGAGGCAGACCUGCUUGCGACGCUUUUGGAUGCACAUGUAUCUUGACGCGUAGACAAUCCCAUACAUGUAAUGAAAAACGAAGAAACUUCACCUGUAGCUGACUGGUUCAAGGUCAUCUGUGACGUGCCACCAGUAGAGUAGCCUCUGUUGAGAUGAUUCGUUAUUGCGGAACAGUACACUAAUAUUGCGAACCUGC
This is a messenger RNA of Toxoplasma gondii ME49, 1236 nucleotides long. Its product is annotated as CHORD protein. The transcript is spliced from 7 exons. The record is from RefSeq and is a predicted model, not a curated record. The coding region runs from base 194 to 784 and encodes 196 amino acids. Lineage: Eukaryota; Apicomplexa; Conoidasida; Eucoccidiorida; Sarcocystidae.